UCAUUCAGAAAACUUUUCAGGAACAUUUAGUCCUUAGUUUUUUUAAAUAAAGCACAGUGGAAAAGCAAAAUUACAAUAACAAGCAGGCAGCCGUCUGAACAUCUCAUUCUGGACUGCAGAGGUAAGAAAAACAUUGUGGAUUGUUUAAAAAACCAAAAUGAAAUGUGGUGGAAAAUUAUGCUUCAUAUAUUUGUGCUUAUAAAAGAAAACUAUUGACUUGGCCCAGGCAAAUUCCCAUUUUAACUGGAACUGACUCAACAACAAAAAAAAAAUAGCAGAAACUUCUGCUAGUUGCUGCACAAAAAAUAGUGCUUUUUUUCACAAUACUGAUAAUUGCUGUGGAAAUGCAAGUUAAUGACUAUUACAGUUUUUCUCAGUUGCUUUGGUGCAUUUCUCACAACAGAAUUAAACUUUGCACAAUAGUUAGUUCAACCUCCACAACAUGUAGUCGUUUUGGCACAACCUUGUGGUGGUUUCAUGUUCAUUUCGUCCAAAGGCAAAUGCCUUUGGACGUGAAGCAGUUGAGUAAGUACAACUAUCUAAAGAAUGGUCACUUUUGAGUUGCUAUUCAUCACUAUCUCCUUGCUUCUAUCAUGAAUGUCACAAUUAUUUAUACUUGUACCGGCUGAAUAGUCAUUGUCCAUACAACUAAUAGUCUUCAUUUCAUUGCUUGUGUCAGUGCACUCAAAAUUGUUGAACAUCUUGUCAAACAAUUUGUACACCCAUUUUGAAAACCCUAUUUUUAAGGAGUUUCCAUGAAAAUCUCCAUAAAUUACUUUUCUCAGGUGAACCUUAUCUCACACUAAUGAAAAUUGGUGUGUGUUACGCUUACUUGCAACCAAUGAAAAGCCUCUUCUACCCAGUCAUAGGUGAAUCGCGUUACAGUAUCCCCUACUCUACAAGUAUAUAUAUAUAUAAUGUAAACCAACAGACAGGAUUGGCAUGAGGUGCAUACUGAAUCUACAAAACUGCCGAACAUGGAACGUCAGCCUUGUGGAAGAGGGGUGAGGAUCGGUGGAGGACGAGGACAAAACCGGGUAAGAAGAGGCCAACCACAUAGACACGUUCCGGACGAAAUCAGGGCAACACUUGUGGAUCAUGUGAUAAACCAUGGCCUCACAAUGGCCGAGGCUGGUCGAAGGGUGCAGCCAAAUGUUGGGAGAACUACUGUAAGUUCUAUUAUUCAGACAUUUCGUCGGGAAAACAGGUGAGCAUACUGUAAUGUAGUUAUUCAGCACAAACUAAUUUGCUCUGCACUUUCAUAGUCAUACAGGAGACUUGCAUUCGGACAUGACCUUAUAGAUCUUUACAUAUAGACGUACUGUAACUGAAGCGCAGACUUGGCCCAGGGGUGGCAUAGUGUGCUGUGGUACAAUACAGUAAUGCUGUAAAGAAAGGAGUUUUGAAUGAUAGUCCUGUAACAAUUACUGUAAGCAUGUUUGUGCGUAUUUAUGUUUGUGUUUUUUCAUCUGCAUCUCAAAAAGGACUGCCGGACAACCUAGAAGAGGUGGAAGAGGUCCACUUUUGACUCCGCAGCAAGAGGAAAGAAUUUGUGCAAUGGUGGCUGCAAACAACGCUUUGAGACUGAGAGAAAUACAAAGAACUGUCAUAGAAGAUGACACCAUCUUUGGAAAUAUUCAGUCAAUAUCAGUUUCCACCAUAGACAGAGUCCUCAGACGGAAUGAAAUGUCCAUGAAGCAAUUGUACAAAGUAUCAUUUGAACGGAACAGUGAUCGAGUGAAGGAGCUCCGUCACCAGUAUGUACAGCGUAUCCUGGAAUUGGAGGCCAGGGAACCCCUGCACACGUUUGUAUAUCUUGACGAAGCGGGAUUCAAUCUCGCAAAAGGCAGACGGCGUGGACGAAAUCACAUUGGAGAAAGAGCCACCAUUGAUGUCCCAGGCCAACGAGGAGGAAAUAUCACAAUGUGUGCAGCAAUCUCAGGAAAUGGCGUUCACACCCAUAUUCCUCGUAUUGGUGCAUACAAUACACAACACCUGUUGGCUUUUCUGGACGCUCUUUAUAGGGACCUAAUCCCACAAAAUGAAAGGGAUGAUCCUGGUGACAAUCGGACAAUGUAUGUAGUGGUUUGGGAUAAUGUUAGCUUCCAUCACUCUGCUGUAGUCAGGCAGUGGUUUGCAGCACACGACAGGAUGCGUAUGGAGUUUCUUCCUCCUUACACUCCAUUCCUAAAUCCAAUUGAGGAGUUUUUCUCUUCCUGGAGGUGGAAGGUAUAUGACAGGCAUCCACAUACCCAAAUGACCCUGCUAGCAGCUAUGGAUGCAGCUUGUGAUGACGUCACAGCAGAGUCCUGCAGAGGGUGGAUUCGACACUCCAGAAGAGAUCUGAUGACUGACAUUCGCUGUGAUGUUGAUGCAAAUAUGUGGGCAGACAGACGGGAGUGUCUAGAUAUCAAUGAUUGA
Messenger RNA from Oreochromis niloticus (Nile tilapia), 2421 nucleotides. RefSeq lists its product as uncharacterized. Gene Ontology annotation, molecular function: nucleic acid binding. Bases 1558 to 2421 code for a protein of 287 amino acids. The record is from RefSeq and is a predicted model, not a curated record. The transcript is spliced from 2 exons. Lineage: Eukaryota; Metazoa; Chordata; Actinopteri; Cichliformes; Cichlidae.